Molecule: messenger RNA, 1136 nt
Organism: Lymnaea stagnalis (great pond snail)
Lineage: Eukaryota; Metazoa; Mollusca; Gastropoda; Lymnaeidae
Source: the annotation of a GenBank genome assembly
GGAGAGUGUCAAGAUUGCCAGAACAACACAGCUGGUAAAAAGUUCAUAUCUUUCACAACAAACAUUUUAUUUUUAAAAAAAAACACAGAUAUGACUCAUUUUAUGCUAAACAUUAAGCUACCAUCUAUUUGGGCACUUCCACUAGUAGGCUACCAUCUAUUAGGGCACUUGCACUUUUCUCUGGCUUGACAACCUAGGCGUGGCUAACUUAAGAUUUGUUUCACUACUGUCAUUACUGUAAUGACCAACUAAGGAAACUGGCAUGUGGCGCUGUAGGAGCUUCCAGUCUUGCGCCACCACCCUGACAGGAUUGUAGAUUUAAAUGUCUUGUAUAAAUUUUAAAGAUUCAUCUUAUGAUAAAGUUACAUUUAAAUUCAAGGUAAAAGUGUAUUUUCAUAUGAAGUGUCAAGAUUUAAUUUUUCAUUACCGAUUUUAUUAUCAACAUUUCUCAAACCUGGUCGGAUAGUUCCCAUGUCCAUUUCUGUCUCCCCCAGGACCAUCAUGCGAAGAGUGUAAACUUGGUUACCAUGGCGACGCCAGUACUGGCUGUAUUCAGUGUCCUUGCUACCAGCCAAGAGUAAUCAAUGAAACUUGUCAUUCUGAGAACACAAGUGGUGUAGACACUGUUGUGUGUGACUACUGCAGGGAAGGCUACGAUGGGGACCUCUGUGAUAUGUAUGUUUGGAAUUUAGGAAUCAUCAAUAUUCAAAUAUCUUCUAAAACUCUUACAUUUGUUGAUAAAAAUUUUGUUAUGAACAAAAUGAUUGCAUAAAAUAUUUCCAGUUUACAUAAAUUGAAGUAAAUUUUGUUUAUAUUGAAGAAGUAGAAUGGCAUCUCAGCAGGACAUUAAAGAUUUGUCCACUUUUGUAUUCUAAAGCUUUUGGUAUCCAACGACAGGGCCUUGUAAUCAUUCACUCAUUUCAUUUCAGCCAUAGGACUGUUGUACAAUAACUGAAGUAAUCACUUUGUAUGUACCUAUAAAGUAUCUGUCUGAGUAUAUUCUGUGCUUUGAUCUCCCAGGUGUGAACCACUGUAUUCUGGCAAUCCUCUGGCAGUCAAUGGAGCAUGUCUACCUUGUAUAUGUAAUGGAAAUUCUGCUACUUGUGACAAUGUCACUGGUAUUUGUAACUCAUGCU